Haliotis rubra (blacklip abalone) is the source of this 1746-nucleotide messenger RNA. RefSeq names its product sin3 histone deacetylase corepressor complex component SDS3-like. The transcript has 9 exons. Gene Ontology annotation, cellular component: Sin3-type complex. Gene Ontology annotation, molecular function: histone deacetylase binding. The coding region runs from base 87 to 1022 and encodes 311 amino acids. Gene Ontology annotation, biological process: negative regulation of transcription by RNA polymerase II. The record is from RefSeq and is a predicted model, not a curated record. Lineage: Eukaryota; Metazoa; Mollusca; Gastropoda; Lepetellida; Haliotidae.
GUGCGCGAACGCAGCCGGAAAUAUAUUGAGACAACAAAACAGGGAGAGCACGACCGAGGCGUGUAAUCGGGAUAUUUUGAAAUCAAAUGUCCAGCUACACUUCAUCGCCGAGACCAGAUAACGACGACGACCUCGACAACGACGAUAUCUACAGCACAGACGAGGACGGCAACGAUUCUGAUGAAGACACUGAAGAUGCAAGUGAAACCGAGGACAAGCAACAGAACAAUCUGCCUCGCACAGAGAUAAGGGAGCAGAUGUACCAGGAUAAAUUGGCUCACUUGAAAAAGCAGCUGCAGCAUCUAAAGGAGGGCACACUCCCUGAAUAUAUCAAGCGGAACAGGAGGAUCGAACAGCAGUAUCGUGAGAGACUGCGUCUGAACGAGAUCUGGAGAGAUAUUGAGCUGGAGAUAGUUGAGCGAGAACACAAGAAAGAGAAGAAAGCAUCAGCCAAAGAGUUUGAGGAGAAGAAGAUUGAGCUGAAGGAAAGUCUAAUCAUGGAUUUGGAGGAGAAGAAAAGAAACGUGGAGUGUGAGAGAGGGACGAUGGACAUGAACACCAGCAGUGGAAUGACAGACUUCAUGGAAGUGAAGCCAAUCAUGACAAGGAAACUGCGACGACGGCCAAAUGACCCGGUACCGCUGCCAGAGAAGCGGAGGAAACCGUCUCCUGCUCAGCUUAAUUUCUUCUUGGAUGAACAAGAGAUCCAGGAUGACCUCCGUAUCAUCAACAAAGUCAGCGGUAAACCAAUCAACAAGAAGCCAGCGCCUGUCCCCACGCCUAUAGAAGGAGUGUCAGAUGUGAAGAUAGAUGAUGGCAAGCUCUACUAUGACAAGAGAUGGUUCCACAGAAACCAGCCAGUGUUUGUGGAGUCUAAGGAAGGAGGCAAGGUGUGUGGGGUCAUCACAGGCGUCGGCUCGCAGGAGAUCUGGGUGAGGAAGACGUCCGACAACACCAAGCUCCGCAUCUACGUCUCCCAGCUUCAGAAAGGCAAAUACAUCCUCCGUCGUCGUUCCACAUGACUUGUGUGAGACGUCAUCACACACUGUCAUACACAUGACAUCAUGCUCAUCCCCAUUUUACAUCAUGUUGUCAUGGCAACACUCCGAAUAAGCCGCUAAAAUAUUUAUGCUCUACAGUCUUCAUGACUGUAAUUAUUCUGCCUCUACAAACCAUUAUUUAUUUUAAAUUUUAAAUUUUUGUAUUCGAUACUAUUCUGAAUGAUAUGAUUAAUAAUUACUCUUUUGAUUGUCCAAAGUGUGUGCUAAGUGUAUAGUGAGCUUGAUUUCUUGUAUAUUACCAUAAAUGGGCAUAAAUGCAUGUAAUUAAAAUCAGUGUCUUCAUCCCUGAAUCUUUCAAUAUACAUUAUUGAAAAUUCAUAUAAACAUGUUCCAGAGAACAAAAUUGUCAAUCCUACUAAAAACAAUUGUGUGAUCAUUAAUCAAGUUAAUAUUGUUUGUAUUUUGUGAAUAAUUAUAAUGUAAAUUCCAAGUACAAUCCUGUGUUGUAUAGCUCUUCUUUUGCUCUGUUGAAUUCAGGUUGUUAUACUCUCCCCCAAACUGGUUAGUCCUCCAACAGAGGCAGCUCCACCACCCAGCCCAACAGUUUUCCUGGUUUCUGUGACCUAGUUACAUUUGUUAGCCAAUCAGAAUGCAGCACACACUCCCAUUCAUUUUACAAUGUUGCCUAUUAGCAGUGUUUAAAACUCCAAAAAUUCCAAGCCAGACCAGUCCGGAUACAAACUUA